This is a messenger RNA of Carassius gibelio (silver crucian carp), 3011 nucleotides long. RefSeq names its product transmembrane protein 41A-B-like. Bases 143 to 979 code for a protein of 278 amino acids. The record is from RefSeq and is a predicted model, not a curated record. The transcript is spliced from 5 exons. NCBI's taxonomy places the organism in Eukaryota, Metazoa, Chordata, Actinopteri, Cypriniformes, Cyprinidae.
GUUGUUGCAAUACAGUAGGUCCACGUACUUCCAUGGGCUGGAGACGUAACAUGUAUAAACUGCCCACUGAGCGGAUCUGCUAUUUAACAGGUGUGGCACCAAGUGCAAUCGUGUCGUUUUUAGACAGAUCUAGCCCGGGACUAUGCGCUCAAUCUGGGGUUUAAUUGCCUUGGUGGCCGCGGCAACUUUCUACUUGUAUCUGCUGUCUGCGUUUCUGCCGCCGGGUCCUCGUGCCGUCCGUGUUCACGACACUGAACCUGAACACACUGCCGAUGAACCGGAGGAGGAAGAACUCAGGUUGAAGUUCCCGUCUGAUCUGGACGAGUUGAGGGAACUAGCCGAGCUGUUGCAGUUCUAUAAGACAGAACACACUGGCUAUGUGUUCAUUCUCUUUUGCAGUGCCUACCUUUACAAGCAGUCCUUCGCCAUGCCAGGCUCGUUCUUUUUGAACAUGCUAGCGGGGGCGUUGUUUGGGCCAUGGCAUGGACUCCUCAUCGCCUGCACUUUGACUACAGUGGGUUCCGCCAACUGCUACCUGCUGUCCCGUACAUUUGGCAAACGCCACAUCGUCAGGCUCUUCCCUGAGAAAGUGGCGAUGCUACAGAGAAUGGUGGAAAAGAACAGGAGUAGUUUGUUGUUCUUCUUGCUCUUUCUGCGGUUCUUUCCCAUGACACCAAACUGGUUUCUGAACGUCACCUCUCCAAUCCUCAACAUCCCCAUCCCCAUAUUCUUUUUCUCCAUCCUCAUUGGUCUGAUCCCUUAUAAUUUUAUCUGUGUCCGUACGGGUGCCAUCUUGUCUGAGAUCCACUCUUUGGAUAACAUCUUUUCGUGGGGCACCUUGCUGCAGCUCCUGUUGAUCGCCUGUGUGGCUCUAAUUCCUGGAGCUCUGAUCCGCCACUACAGCCAGGCCCACCUAAACCUUGAUGGCCUGGAGGCCAAUGGACACCAAAAGGUCCAGAAUGAUCGCAAGACUAGAUGACUCAAAGAUAGACAGAAGAGGAGUCUGCAGUCUGUUAAUAUAAGACUGAUUAUUGGUCUGGAGUCACAGCUGAGGAUUUGGUUGUGAAUGUCUGAAUGCAGAGUGGAACUGACAUGGACAGAAAUACAAAUAUUGAAUGUCUAUAAUGAUGAUAAAGCGCAGAAGAAGAGACUAUUAAUGUCUUAAAAGAGAGCACACUUAGAUUGCUGAAAUGUUACAUAUAGUGGGUAUAGAAAAGAAUCACAUGCUUUAAAAUAAUCACAUUUUGUUGCAUUGCAGCCUGAAUUGAAGCUGGAUAUACACUUUUUGUUUUAUCCAGCGGCCUUUCAUUUGGAUAUUAUAAGUAAAUACCACAGGGUAAAACAAAAGCUGUGUCCAGUCCAGUCAUUUCAGGUUGCAAAGCAACAAAAUGGUAUUAUUUUAAAGGGGGUGAUUAUAUUCUUUACCCACUGUACACAGCAUUGGACAUUUUAUAGGAAAAAAGGGAAUCUGACAGCUUAGCCUUUAAGUUUUAUUGAAGCAAACAUACUUAUUGUUGUCAUGUUUCAUGAUUAUGUGUUUUUGAGUAUGCUUACACACCUUACUAAAAUAGAACUAAUGAUUAGUUACUUUCCCUCUAAAUAUACACUGAUAAAAUAGUUACCUAAAAAUUUACUGGUUUUAUUUAUCAAAAAAAUAUAAUUUAAUAUCGCUCAAAUAACACAGUACUUUAUUAAAAACAAAUUGUUAUGGAUUUAAUACAUGCAAAUGUAAAACAUUUACAUACAGAUUUAAUCAAAUGUAUUACAUACAAAUAUUUUCAUUGAAAAUAGUAUUCUUGUAUUGUAUCCAAACCUUCAAAAUAUUUUUGAUGUUAUUAUAUUUAUUAACUUAAUGCAUCCUACUGUCAGGUUGUACUUUUAUUUGAAAGUUAGUAUAAUGCUUUAAAUAUAGCCUUGUGCACUGAUAAUUCAUAUAAUGGGCUAAAUCUUCUGGACUUGCACGGUACAUUCAGGGAUUGAUAACUGAUCUUUUCAUACAUAAACAAUUUUGUUGCAUGUGCAUUCAUCUCUAGCUACAAAAACGCACACUACUAAUGACAGCUGGCAGAAACUCUAGAUUCUGGUGCUGUUUCUAUGGUGAAUAUGAUAUGUAUCCUUUAAAAACCAAAAUGAAUUUCUAGUGCAAUAUGCAAUUUCCUGAAUUGCAUCUUCAGGUGCUACUUGAAUAAUUACUGCAUUACUGAAGCUCUCCUGUUUUGAGUCACAUAUGGAAAAAUGAAUCAAUGUCUUAACGUGUACAGAUGUUGUUGUGUACAGAAAACUGUUGUUUAAAAGCACUUGAUAUGUAUAAUUUUGUUAUAACCAAAUUUUAACUGCUUGUUCACAAUUAUGAAGUGCUUUAAAAGGUUCAGAAAUGUUCAUUUAAUGAUUACAAAAAACAUUUAAAACAAUCUGACUUAUUGUAACUUACAGUAUAUGCAGCCACUGACUGCUAAAUUAUGUCGAAUGGAUUUAUAAAUUGCUGAAAUGAGUGAGAUAAUUAUACUAUAUUGGCAGCUGUAUGCAUAGUAAAAUUAUCCAAACUAUUUCUACUGGUGCAUGUUCAUUGCCAAGCUACUUACAAGUAAAAACAUUGUUGCAUAAAUAUUGCAAUAUUAUAUAAUAUUAUGUAAUCAUAUUUCUAACAGACAUCAAGGUUUCACUCUAGCAUUCAGAAAAUAAUGGAAGCCCAUUUAUGCAACAAGAUUUUUUUUUUUUUUCACAAUCCAGACAUUGCUUGAGAUAAAAAGUAAUUGCAUAAACUUGCAAUUCUGAUUAAUUACAAUUAUGAGAUACAAACUUGCAACUGCAAGGAGAGAAAAUCAGAACUAUGAGAUAAAUGUACAUUUCAGACUUAAAAUCGCGAGUGGAAAAAAAGUCUGAAUUCUGAGUUUCUUCACAAUUUCCAUAACUGUGAAUCCUGUAGCAGAAACAAGCUUCCACAGAAUCCUUAAUCUAUUGCUGACACAAAUAAACUUUAUGUAUUGAUAUAAAGAUGAAGAAAAAACAAA